AUGACAUCAUCCCCUCGCACCGAGCCCCACCCACUGCACCUCACUGCUCGCGUCAUCUCCCGCAACCGCUCGAACUCUCGCGAGAUGCCAAACCACGUGACGGGGGACAAGAUGGCGGCGCCCAGCGCUGAGGGGCCUGCUCAGUACUGCCUGGUGAGCUGCGUUCCGGCCGCGCUGCGCUCCCCACAGCUCCGCGCCUACUUCAGCCAGUUUCUGGAGGCCGGCGGCUUCCUCUGCUUCCACUACCGGCACCGGCCCGAGCGCGGCGCCCCCGCGGGGCAAGGCCAGCCGCCGCCGCCCACCUGCUGCUGCCUGGUGGCGGUACAGCCCGGCCAGGCCGCUCGCCUGGUGCGCAUGUACUCGGGUCGGCGCUGGCUGGGCCCCCGCGGCGAGGCGCUGCCCGGCCGCUGCCUCAUCCGCAGGGUCCGAGUCGCUCCGGACGCAGACGUGGACACAUUCACCUACAAAACUAAAAAGGAACUUCACAGUAAAACCCAGAGCAAAACUUUCACCCAGACUGAUUUAAAGUGGCUGCCUGAGCUGAACCCUCCUGCAUUCAUGCCCCAAGGCAAUGUAGGAACCCCUUUGAGUGUCUUCCUGGAGCUGAUCAGGGCCUGCAGGCUGCCACCCCGAGUUAUCAAGAAACUGCAGCUGAACUUCCCCAAAACAGGCUCCUCUCGUCGCUAUGGGAAUGUGCCCUUUAAAUAUCAGAACACUGAGACUGUUGCACAAGAGCUGGUCUAUACAGCUGCAGGUGAUGAGAUCACAGAGGAAAGUGAGCCUGUGAUAAGUUCUGGGGUGUCAGAUCAAGCGCAUGAUGAUGAUGACGACAUUGGGGAAAGAUCAGGAAAGGAAGACUCUCACUCAGACGAUGACGAUGACCGGUGCGAGGAGUGGGAGCGGCAUGAAGCACUGCAUGAGGAUGUGACCAAGCAGGAACGUGCAGAGGAGCGGCUCUACGAAGAGGAGAUUGAGCUGAAGUGGGAAAAGGGGGGCUCGGGGCUGGUCUUCUACACUGAUGCCCAGUACUGGCAGGAAGAGAGAGGAGACUUUGAUGAGCAGACGGCAGAUGACUGGGACGUGGACAUGAGCAUCUACUAUGACCAAGAUGGAGGUGAUAAAGAUGCUCAGGACUUGAUGCGGAUGCGGCUUGAGCAGAGGCUGCGGGACGGCUUGGAGGAUGAGUCAAUUGCAGGGCAACGGAUUGGGACCUUUGAGAAGUAUACCAAGGGGAUUGGCCGGAAGGUGCUAGAGAGGCAGGGCUGGAUGGAGGGCCAGGGCCUGGGCAGCAGCACCUUGGGAAUGGCAGAAGCGCUGGACAACGAGGGUCAGAAUCCCAGGUGCAAGAGAGGACUGGGGUACCAUGGGGAGAAACUGCAGACUUUCAGUAAGGCAAAGAAACCUCGGCCAGACGGCCACAUCCUCAUCUCAACGGUGUAUGAUGAGCCACAGCCCCAGGACACCUGGGGCGAGCUAUUCAGAUGCCAGCCACCCACUGCCAUGAAGUACAGACAGGAUAUGGUGUUUGUCCGAGAGAUGCACAGUGCUCAGAAGAGCCCUGGUGCCUCCUGAGAGCAACCACAGAAUAGAGACUUUGAGACUCCAUCUCUGUAGCAAUAACAACCUUUUGUACCUCGACACCAGCUUCUGCCUGGUCUGAACCAAAGAAAACUACUAGACUUUUAACAGAAGUGUGUGUCUGUGUGUGUGUG
Molecule: messenger RNA, 1712 nt
Organism: Gavialis gangeticus (Gharial)
Lineage: Eukaryota; Metazoa; Chordata; Crocodylia; Gavialidae
Gene: GPATCH3
Product: G-patch domain containing 3
Exons: 7
Coding region: 1-1572 (523 amino acids)
Biological process (GO): positive regulation of DNA-templated transcription; negative regulation of type I interferon production; negative regulation of RIG-I signaling pathway
Molecular function (GO): nucleic acid binding
Source: RefSeq, a predicted model, not a curated record